AUGGCGAGGCAAGCAAUCCUGCGUAUCAGCAACAAGCGUGCUCUCCCCCUUUCCGAUACCGAGUUCGCCGACGACAAAAUGGGUGCGUUCAGCGCCUUCGUCACCCGCAGAAUGGAUCCCGAGGCCGCAGAGAAUAGCGGCUUGCGGAGAUGGCGCAGACGUGCGAAUACGGUCGCAGGAGGUAAGUUCGUUUCGUCUGGCAAGGCUUGGAAGGGCAGUGAUGCUGACAUGGCGUCGCGCAAAGGUCAGGACGGCCACGAUGUCAGGGAUUCUUGGGUCAAGCGCGCGGUGAAGGGUCUCUGGGGACGUGUCCAUAAGAAUGACGGUCGAUCGAAAGAUGCGGAGGCGACUGGGAAUGCGUUGAGGCUCGAGUCGGACAACAAUCUUUCUACGGGGGUGAGACCACAGCUGCUGAUAUCUGCUCCUAUGGCUUCACCGAUACCUGCACAGUAUACGCAAGAACAACAUCGUCUCGAGACUCAACCGUCCUCUCCCAUAGCCGACCCGGUCUCCCCCUCAACGACCAUUACCACCACCCACUUCGGAAGCCCACUGACACGCUUUCCUCGUCAUACACAUGCGCUAAGUCCCACGUCUGACUGGAUCCCGGCUUCCACGAGUCCCCGCAUCUCGGAGGUCUCUACCGCCGUCGAGUGGCCCUCGAGUUCUGAUCGAUUCGUUGACCCCUACAACGAGCUCAUCAACGGCAUCGAACGGUUUCAAUUCGCUCUUCUUGUGGACUCCAGCACCAUUAACAACAUUUGCGGCGACGUACGAGAUGUACUUGAGAUAACUAGCAAUAAUUUGCUGACCGUCGGAUGCGACCUACAAAGGCUGCUAGCCAUCUGGCGCAAGAUCACCGGCAACGCAGCGAACGUUGCGGCGCUUGAGUCGCUGCAACCAUGGGCACUUGUAAGCAAGAAGCACGUCGCGAAAGCCUGCGUAGACAUGAAGAAAGGACUUCAGUCCUAUCGCGAAUGGUCGGACAUCGUGGCUCGCAACAAGAGGAUAGCCCAAUCUCAGAACGCGAUCAGUCAUGAAUGGUGCGCAGCCUUGAACAACAAGAUGAAAGCGCUCGACGUGCUCGAAGCGCUGGACUUUGACGAUGUUGCUGCUCAGGUGGAGCUUGUCAUGGGAAAGUGUCUCGGCGUUGAGGAGGAAGUCGCGACUCCAGGUGGACCAGCUGCACCUGCCAGCAUGACUAACAUGUCGCCGCCUAGCGCCGUCUCCAGAUGUUGCCGCACUUCGCCUUCACUGAGCAAGCGCCUGUUCACCUCACUGUCGCGACCGCGAUGUGGUUCGACCACAUCGCAAGCAAGCCCACGGGCCUCGCAACCAACAUCGCGAUACUCGCAGUUAUGCCAGUCGCCUACACCUACGCCAUCACCCUCACCAGCCUCGGUGCAAUACGGGAGCCAGCCAACUCCGGCCGUUGGAAGCGCCUCCGGUCAUGUUCAGCCUGCAACAGCCAGCUUGAGGUCGACUGUGUCUACCACAAAUGCGCCCAGCUAUGCCCGGCCGACGAAAGCAAGCCUGGGAUGGUGCCAAGCGACAGCCAGCAACAGCAAGACUGCAUCCGGAGUCGCGUCAGCAUCUCAGUCGCACCGUCCGGUUUCCGCAACCCACGGUCUCCGGGCGACUCGGAUACAACUCCAGGGAACCCCAAACGACGAGCACAGGGGCCCCUCACCUGAUCUCGAACACGCUCCGCCCGUCCCACCCAAGUCCAUCAAGAGACUGAUACCCAGGGCGUCCUCCCCGUUGCCCGCUCACCUACGCUCGGACUCAGCCCUCUCUCUAUCGCUGAAUGACGUGGCCACUACCCGGCGUAGUACCUGCUCUUCAAUCUAUACUAACAGCAAACUUCCCGUAAAGACCAAUGGCACGAGCAAUCCGGGGUUCCUUAGAACUGCUAUAGCUGAUGCGCAGACCGAGCAUGACGCGAACACGCCCCGCGUACCUACACCGCGACCUAUGCGCGACAAGCUCGCCGUCGGCGUCGAUCACGGUCGGGAUCCCAGCCCCAACACGCAUGAUAUUGCGGUCAGAAUGGAUGAGAUACGCGCGAGGAUGAGCCGGAUGACGGCGGACAUGAAGGCAAGGAAGGUGGAAAGAGAGAAGAACCUCUCGACACAAGAUGGACCGACGGAAGCUAGAGAUGAUGCGCACGCCCAGGAAGGCUAA
Molecule: messenger RNA, 2184 nt
Organism: Alternaria metachromatica
Lineage: Eukaryota; Fungi; Ascomycota; Dothideomycetes; Pleosporales; Pleosporaceae
Exons: 2
Coding region: 1-2184 (727 amino acids)
Source: RefSeq, a predicted model, not a curated record